This is a messenger RNA of Magallana angulata, 3141 nucleotides long. Its product is annotated as GATA zinc finger domain-containing protein 14-like. The transcript has 5 exons. The coding region runs from base 622 to 2277 and encodes 551 amino acids. Lineage: Eukaryota; Metazoa; Mollusca; Bivalvia; Ostreida; Ostreidae. The record is from RefSeq and is a predicted model, not a curated record.
AUGCACGAAAUUUCGUGAGUUUUAAUCCAAGAACCUCUUGAUUUUUAAACAGUUAUAAGUUGAUUCUGCCAUGAAUUGUUACAAAAAGUUGUUAUAAGUCAAAAUUAUAUGUAUUAAGAGGUUCAAAAAGUUCAUAUAAUAAAUCGAAAUGAAACCUUAAUUUAAAAUUAAUUUUUCAAAUGCAUGCAGAGAGACUCGAGACAUUACAUUUUUUUAACGACAUUUUGAGAUUAUUUAGGCUAUGUCUCUCACUAUGCAUGCACAUACAAGGGAAUUUUAUAUUUUAUUAACCAAAUAAUAUAAUUAAAUAGAGAAUGGUCCGAAACAAAAUUAAUCAAUGGAGGACAAAAACCCAAAUGAGAUCUUGUCAAAUAUUUGAAAUUCAAAAAAUGCAGUGGUCCAAAACCAAUUUUACCAUGCAAAGUACCUAAUCUUGCUACCACAUAAUUUUAUUAUUAGUGUUUUAUAUUUAAAAAAAAUGUGACACAUUAAUUUCAUUGCAUUUUCAUUUCAAUGGUGAGAAAUGGCACACGUACAUUGUACAUGUAAAUGUAGAGAAAUGAUCUUUUAUUGUGGAGGACAAGAAGUGAGCAGAUCUUAAAAGGGGUAGAAAACUUAACCAUGGUUGUAACAACGGAUAUAUUUUUGAAGGAGGAUCUUCUAAAACUCCUGAAAAACAGGUUCAUAGUUGUCAUAGGAGAUUCCAACCAGAGAGCUAUAUACAAAGAUUUGGUUCUUCUGUUGCAAAAAAAUGAUUACAUCUCAGACCGGCAACUGAGAACCAAGGGUGAGUUUUGCUUUGAGAAUGACACGCUGAUAGAAGGGGGGAGAAGGACUUGCCUGAACAACGGUAAAGGAUACAAGGAGGUUCGUCAGUACCAGACCGACUGCCAUCUCCUGCGGUUCUACUUUGUGACCCGCUGUUACAGUACCUACAUGGAGUCCAUCUUAUCUGAUCUGUCCAAGGACCCCCAGCCUGAUGUAGUCAUCAUGAACUCUUGUCUGUGGGACAUUAGCAGGUAUGGUCCAUCUGGAGUGGAUGAAUACAAGGAGAACUUGAAUACCCUGUUUGACAGGUUUAAGCAGUGUCUACCAGAGGAUACACUGGUGAUUUGGAACACAACCUUGCCAAUUGCUAAGGAUGUCAGGGGAGGCUUUCUUGUCCCAGAAGUGGAUUUCAUGAAGAACACCCUUCGAUUGGACAUCUUAGAAGCGAACUUCUUUGCCAAGCAGAUUGUAGCUGCUCAUGGGUUCGACAUCCUAGACCUUCACUAUCACCUUAGAAACCGCCUGGACACAAGAGCCAAGGACGGCAUACAUUGGGAUCAGAGGGCUCAUCGCCACAUUACCAACCUGUUACUGACACACAUUAGUGAUGCAUGGAGUGAGAACAUGCCAGGGAGGAACAAGCCUAAGUGUGAUCUUAAUGGGAACAGUCAGCCUGCUGCUGUUGUUUCGCCUCAGUCCCCAGAGUCUAACAAGGAAAACAAAGAUGACCAAAGGAAUGUGAAUUUCAAGACACCUGUUAAUUACAAUAAAUUAGAAAAUGCUGCAAAAUCAAGGACAACUAUCAGCAGUCGUAGGCUUUCAAGCAGUAGUAAUAAUGCAAACAGGACCAGACGGUCCCUGGAUCCAACCAAACCAGUCACCAUGGGAGAAAAGGAGCAGCCUUUUAUAUUCACUGUUACAAAUGCCAACACUCCAAACUCUAGAAAGAGGUCUUUUGACAGACUCCAGGCAGAUUUAAUUAAGGUACAGAGAGACAUCUUGGGCAUGGUCAGUACCCCACCCUCCUCGAAAGGGCAGUACAAUACCUCAGCAUCCAGAGAUUAUACUGCCCCAUCAACCAGAGAAUAUGCUGUGCCAGCUCCUAAAGCCUUCACAGAUGCUUUCCAAUCCUGGCAGUCAAACCAAAGCUACACAGACAAUUACCAGAGCCAUCACAACAACAACUACAUGAACAGUCUGUCCCAUGACCUUUACCAGACCCAGUAUCAGUCCCAACCCACUUACAGCCUGCCCUACAACCAGAACAUGAACAACUUCCAAAACCAGAACAUGAACAACUUCCACAACCAGAACAUGAACAACUUCCAAAACCAGAACAUGAACAACUUCCACAACAGUUACAUGAACAACUUGAACAACUACCAGACCAGUAGCUUCCAGUGGCAGCCCUAUGCUCAGGACAACUACCAAGGGCCCAACAAGGUGUGGAGUUCGCGGUCCCACUACAAGCAGAACCACAGCUACUACAGAAUGUCUCACAACUUCUGAAGCCCAGAACUGUCUUUCAUUCCCGUAUUUUUGAAACCUGAACAUUCCUGGUUUGGUCUACCAACUAUCUUGCAGUGACUUAUGUUGUCAAGAUUGAACCUUUCACUUAGUUCUUGCUACUUAUUGGUAUUACAGAUAUGAAAUUAAUGCUCCUCGUAUAAAACAUUUACUCUUUCUUCUACUGUGUAAUGCACACAUUUUUUUUUUUGGCGAACGUUUAUGCAACCUGAAUCAUUUUCUGUGUAAACGUGUAUUUGUAUGUAUAUAUAUAGUGAAUAAUUACAUUGUCUCCAAUUACAUUACUUGUGCACAAAUCAUGAUUGAAAAUUAUCCUGACCGGUAAAAUUUACCUCAAGUUGUCUACCUUAUUAAAAAACAUACCAGUAUCACAUAACCAUAGGGUUUUUUGAGGCACAUAUUCCAAUAACGUUUUAAAUAUGUCCAACAAUUAUCAAACUGCAAUGUUUAAAAUGAAAAAGUAUUUAAUUUAUUAUAGAUAAGAAGUAACAAUUGCUGGUUAAAUUUUUUUUGAAAGAGGGAACUGUAAACUAUGUUUGAGUUUAUCUGAUGUAUGUUUGUAUAAUACAUAAACAGCUAGCUGUUGUGGUAGCAAUAGUUUCUGCUGUGAAUGUGCGUUAUGUGCGAGAUGUAAAAAUGAUAUGCGAGAUAGGUAAUUUGAAGCUUAAUUUCUUCUAAGGUAAGGAAAUUCUUCCUUUUGGUGUAUGUAUAAAGGGAGUGAAUUUUGGUAUAAUAUACAGAAUGGUCAAGAAAACUAGUGCUUGAAACAGCUUUUAACCUGAUUUUAAACAAAACCUGAUUUUAAUCUGAAUGCCAAAUUAGUGCUUGGUACCUUUAUGUUUUUAU